GAUGCUGACCUGGUCAUCCACACUGCGGGGCCUUUCCAGCGCUCCAAGAACUAUGCCGUACUUGAGGCAGCGCUCGACACACGUACCCCCUACAUCGAUGUGUGUGACGACACUCCGUACUCUGAAGGUGCAAAGGCCAAGUAUGCAGAGCGCGCUAAGGCAGAAGGCGUGCCCGCCAUUGUUUCUGGCGGCAUCUACCCGGGAACUUCUAAUGUUAUGGCUGCGCAUAUUAUCUCGAUUGCGCGCCAGGAGUACGACGAAGGGUGGAACUACCGUGAGGGUGUGGAGCCCAAGUGGUUACGCUACAGCUAUUAUACAGCGGGCAGUGGCGGUGCAGGGCCCACCAUCUUGGAGACAAGCUUUCUGCUCGCCGGUGAAGACGUGAUUGUGUACAAGGAUGGCAAGGAGGUUAUUCUACCACCUAUCAGCAACCGGCGGGAGGUCGACUUUGGGCCAGGUGUGGGACGCAAGGGCGUGUACCUGUACAACUUGCCCGAGGUGGUGUCUGGUCACAAGUACAUGCGCGUGCCUGACGUGUCUGCGCGCUUUGGAACUGACCCCUUCAUUUGGAACUGGGCUAUGUGGUUGACGGCGCGCCUGAUUCCCCGCAAGCUGCUGAACGAUCGAGGCUUUGUGAAGCGCUUUGCAGCGUUAUCAGAUCCCUUUGUUCGCAACGUGGAUAAGAUUAUUGGCGAGGCGGUGGCGAUGCGUGUGGAGGUCGACAUGGUCAACGGCAAGAACUCGUCGGGCAUCUUCGUGCACAAGUACCUCAGCCAGUCGAUGGGGUACAGCACCGCAGCCUUUGCACAGAGCGUGCUGCAGGGCAAGACCAAGCCGGGGGUCUGGUAUCCAGAGGAGCCUGAGGCGCUGCAGGACCGGCGACAAUUCCUGCAACUGGCGGCCACGGGCUGUUCGCGCUUUGACCUCAACCGUUCUGCCUGGGCACUGGAGAGCGAAAUUAAGCAAAUC
Messenger RNA from Volvox carteri f. nagariensis, 969 nucleotides. RefSeq lists its product as uncharacterized. Lineage: Eukaryota; Viridiplantae; Chlorophyta; Chlorophyceae; Chlamydomonadales; Volvocaceae. The annotation marks the transcript as partial. The record is from RefSeq and is a predicted model, not a curated record. The transcript has 6 exons.